CAAAACAUACUACACAUCUCACAGAUGCUGGUUAUCUCCCAGAGCUGGUACUGAUAAAUGAUGUACAACAGGAGUGAAUGCUGAGACACAGCCAAGCAGAGAAAAGGGUAUCCAGGAGGAAUUCUUUCACACAAAGAGGCAACUUAUUAAAUGAAGAGAGCAGUACAUCUAAACUGAAUCUGCCAAACACCCAACUCAACACAACUCCACUCAACUGCACAGAAUCUCAUGACUUUCAGCUGACAGUCCAACACACACAUGGAUUCAACUGGUCAAUGAAUCAAAACACUCAUACCAGAAUCCAGUCACCAAUUCCCUUCAGAUUAAGACUGAUUGAAAGAACGGUUCAGCAUGAAUUCCUCGGUACUGCUACGCCUCAUGGUGAUGCUGGUUCAGCUUUGGCCUUGCUCUCCCAGCACACAGAACUCCAGCGCUCAAAACACAGCUCAGUCUUUCACACCAGCUCGAAGAGUGAAACGUGGCUGGCUGUGGGAACCUCUUUUUGCAACUGAGGAACAGAUUUCGCCGGAACCUGUGUAUAUUGGACAGGUGAAAUCAGAUUUAGACAAAGAGGAUGGCAACUUAGAAUACAUUUUGGCCGGGGAGGGAGCUGGAAGCUUUUUUCACAUUGACAAAUAUACUGGCAAAAUUUAUGUAAAACAAAAGUUGGAUCGAGAAAAGAAACCUUUCUACAUUCUAACAGCAAAAGCAAUUAACCGGAGCACUCAGCUUCCUGUUGAACCUGAUUCAGAAUUUAUCAUCAAGGUUCGAGAUAUCAAUGACAACGAACCACAGUUCCUGGAUGGACCUUAUGUGGCCACUGUUCCAGAGAUGUCGCCUGAUGGUACUUCGGUUACACAGGUAACAGCUACAGAUGCUGAUGAUCCUUCUUAUGGGAAUGGUGCUCGUCUGCUUUACAGUCUUGUUGAGGGACAGCCUUAUUUCUCAGUGGAGCCGAAGACAGGGGUCAUUAGAAUGGCUUCCGAAAUGGAUAGAGAAACAAAAGAUCAGUAUUUGGUCAUCAUUCAAGCCAAAGAUAUGGUUGGGCAACCAGGAGCAUUUUCUGCAACAGCCACUGUUACCAUCAAUCUCUCUGAUAUCAAUGACAACCCACCUGAAUUUCAGCAGCGACUCUACUACAUGAGUGUCUCUGAAGAGGCUCCCGUGGGCACCACCGUAGGCAAAGUCUUUGCAGAAGACAGAGACAUUGGGGACAACGCAGCCAUGGACUAUUUCAUUGAAGCAGAUAGCCCAGAUGUUUUUAACAUCAUUACUAACGAAGAGACUCAAGAAGGAAUUAUCUUACUAAAAAAGAGAGUGGAUUAUGAGAGCAAAAGGAGAUACAGUAUUCAAGUAAAAGCUGUGAAUCGACACAUCGAUGAGCGUUUUUUGAAAGAAGGACCAUUUGAAGACACAACCAUUGUCAAAAUCAAUGUGGAAGAUGCUGAUGAACCUCCAGUUUUCACCUUGGACAACUAUGUGAUGGAGAUUGUUGAAGGAGCUAUGAGGGGCGCACUGGUUGGGGCUGUAACUGCCAGAGAUCCAGAUGAUGAUGAGAGUCCAGUCAGGUACUCCAUUGUCCACAGCAGUGAUUUAAAGAGACUGUUCAGCAUCAAUGAACACAGUGGAGCAAUCAUUGCCACUGAACCUCUGGACCGAGAGAGAGCUUCUUGGCACAACCUAACUGUUACAGCCACAGAAACAAGAAAUCCUGAAAAAAUUUCGGAAGCAAAUGUGUAUGUUCAAGUUCUUGAUGUUAAUGAUAAUGCACCAGAAUUCCCUAAAAAUUAUGAAACAUUUGUUUGUGAAAAUGCAGUUUCUGGACAGCUAAUUCAAACCAUCAGCGCAGUGGAUCAAGAUGACUCCGCAGAAGGUCACCAUUUUUAUUUCUCACUGGCUCAGGAGGACUCAAACAGCUCACAUUUUACUGUCAAAGACCAUCAAGAUAACACAGCUGGAAUUUUCACAGGAAAAAGUGGCUUCAGCAGGCAAGAGCAGUUUUUUUUCUACUUGCCAAUCUUAAUUCAGGAUAAUGGAACCCCACCGCUGACGAGCACAAAUACUCUCACUGUCACUGUCUGCGACUGUGACACGGAAGUUUACACCUUCUACUGCCGAUACGGAGCUUUCAUGUAUUCCUUGGGUCUCAGCACAGAGGGUUUAGUUGCUGCUUUGGCUUGCAUAAUAAUAUUCCUAGUGUUCCUGUUGGCAAUUGUCGCCAUAAGGCAGCAGCAGCAGCAGAAGAAGCCUCCCUUUUCAGAGAAGAUGGAAGACUUCAGAGAGAACAUUGUCAGUUAUGACGAUGAAGGAGGGGGCGAGCAGGACACAGAAGCCUUUGAUAUUUCAGCACUGAGGACACGCACUGUCAUGCGAACGCACAAACCUCGGAAGAAGGUGGCCUCUGAAAUCCAGAGCCUCUACAGGCAGUCUCUGCAGGUUGGCCCAGACAGCGCAAUCUUCAGGCAAUUCAUUUCAGAAAAGCUGGAAGAAGCAAAUAUGGAUCCUAGCGUUCCUCCCUAUGACUCGCUUCAGACCUACGCGUUUGAGGGGACUGGCUCCUUGGCAGGAUCCCUCAGCUCACUGGGUUCAAACACCUCAGACAUGGAUCAGAGCUACGACUACCUUGCAGACUGGGGACCUCACUUUAAGCAGCUUGCAGGCAUGUAUUCUUCCCACAGAACUGUGGGGGAUUAGGCACUUUUUAAGCUGUUCUUUUGUUUUCCUAAGUCUCAGCAACCAAAUGCAACUGUGGAUUUUUAAAAAGGAGGUCAUCUCACAUUAAACAGGAGAACUAAGAGCCCAAGGGAUUUAAUAUGGAAAGUUUUGGAUGUGGAAACCUCUGGAAAGGAUAAAACACACCGGGGGUGUUACCACAUGAGGAGAUGGUGUUUAUAGUUGGAAAACCUUGUCGUAAUCCAAGGGCUUACAUGCAAACCUUGCCUCUUUGGAUAUCUAGAUCCUCCUCUGGAUACUGAAAAUCUGGAUCUUGCUAGCAUAAAAGGAGGAGCAGAAGCCAUAAAUGGAUGUUGUAAACAUUCUGUCAUCCAUAAGCUUUAAACAGUUUCCAAAGCUGACAGACGUAUAUUGUUGAGGUUGAACACAUACAUUAACCAAAGUUAAACACGCAUGUUUGUAUAAUGCUUCAUUAUAUAAAUAUAAUUCUGUGAAAAAGUAAACCCUAGAUAUUCUAAUACCAUUGUCAAAAGUGCUUACAAGAUCAUCUAUUUAUUGUUCUUAGGAUGAUAAAACUAAAACAAAUUUUUUCUCUUUUCUUAUGAGAAAAAUUAAAGCACAUUAUGACAUCAGCAAGUAUUUGCUGCCACUUUAGUUUUAAGCUAUUGGAAAAUGUGUAAACCAAUACUUAAUUUAGCAAAUAAGAUAGGAAAGAGAAUCAAUAUUUAACUUAAAUACUGCAAUCGACCACAUUAUAUAUUACUGCACUUAAAACAAAAUGCUGUCCAAAUACAGGCAUUUUUUCCUUUUAUUAAGAGUUUAAAGGAUGACUGAUUUACCAGCACAGAUUUAUUUUUUUAUUAUGGAAUAUAAAAUUAGCUGCAGUAGUCAGUUUUAUUAUAACAAUAUUAAGAAUCUUUAAAAUACUAAACUGAUGGUUAUAAAACUUUAUGUAUGACAUUAGAUAAUAAGAUAAUAAAAUGCUUUAAAUGCUAAUCCACUUUGAAAAUGAUCCUGAAUCAUUCUGCAAGACUCAAGUAAGAUUUCAAAAUUCAUUUCACACUCUAUUUUUUUCCAACCAUUCCAUAGCAAAUAUAUAGCUAUCCCAGAACAAUUCUUUACUGAAGCAACUACCAAGCAGCAAUUUUGGAACUGAGGUCAUCAAUGUUUUCAAAAUCGUCUGUCUGAAAAAAGCAACCCACAUUUUACUCACCUCUCUUUCACUGAGAACUCACCUUACAGAAAUAAUAUCCUGCAAUCAACUGAUUCAAUCAUCUAAAAGCUGGCAUCAUGAUAAACCAAAUUAUGCAACAUAUUUCUUUCUAUUUUCCUUUUUUUUCCCUUCUUUUUAUAAGUAAAAUUUUAGAUAAGUGAAACUGAAUUACAGAUUCAGGAAAGCUUAUGCAAGGAAGAAGCAAACAAAUAAACCAGCCCCAACAAACAAAUUCUGCAAUGUUUACUACAGUUGCUCUUCACUGAAGAAAACCAAGGUAUGUAGGCUAAGUGGAAAAGUGCUAGUGCAAUUUAAAUUCCUGUUUUUAAAAAUAAAACAUGGAGGUGUUUUAAAAUCAGGAGAGAUUUAUAGUGUGAGGUCUGGUAAUAACAGAAAUAUUAGUCAUUAUAUUCCUAGCUGAAAAAUUGAGUGGGUUGGGGGGUAAGGGACAGGGUGGCCAUCUGACCAGAGGCAGGUGAAGCAGCACCUGUUUUCAUAAGAAAGAAAAAACAUUCUUCCCAGUCUCAUGCUAGGAUGCCAGUGUGAAUGAGCAGCUACAAACAAGCUUUGUUAGCUUGUUACUUAGUCAUUAAUACAAGUUGAAACAUUGUAUUAAUGACUUCAACCUUUUACACCAAUGGCUUUCAAACAGACGUGGCAAAAUUGUUUUUAUUUGAGAAAAUAUUUUACAUAUUAAUAAUUUGUUUCAUGGAGAGAGAAAGAGUAUACACCACUAGUUGUUGACAACAGUGAAAAUUACAUGUUUAGGAUUAGGUCUAUAGAUUUAUGUGGGUUAUACCCCAAACAAAUCCUUAGUCCACAGAUGGUCCCAGUAGCUUUAAGAGAAUUCUCUGUGCUUUCAGGUUGUAUUUAGUACAAAAAGGAUAACAGUGUCUGAUCCUUUCUCAAUCCAGAGAUUUUGUCCAUUUAUGUGGGAAAAUAGCCUUCAACACUAAACCAUCAUGUUUGUAAUUUCCUGUCUUUACUGUGAGCUAUUUUAACAACAAAUAAUUUUUGUUAAGUAGUGCAUACCACUAACAUAGUUUUUUUAACCCCAUGUAGGCCAUUGUCAGUAAUUUCUAUGUGAAAAAGAAUAAUGGCCUAUAAUGGAUCUUAAAUUAUUUUUAGCUGAAAAAGCCUUAGAUCAUGUUUACAUAACAGCCGAAGGACGUGUUUUGCUCUGAAACAAGAAUUUAUUCCUAGAUGUUACUGGACCACAUCUUAUUAGGUUCCUGGUAUUCAGUCUAACCCAGCCUUGUCAAUUUUCACGUGUGAGAAAAGAACCACUGAACUUACUUCACACUUUAACUUCACACUUUCUUUAAGUUUGCUGAAAAAUGAGUAGUAAAAGAUUUUUUCGAAUGGUCUUGUUAUUUGAAAGAAGUAAACAUUCUGAUCACAAUCAUGAGAAACAUGACAUUAAUAAAGGAUAAGUUAUAAGUUGGAGUUUCUGAUGAUGAAAUCUAUUAAAUUGUAACCUGGUUUUCCCAAUGGAAUCUUCCACUAUCUUUACCUUUCAAAAUUUGAUUACUAGCUAGAAUUCACUAUGUUAUUGGCUGAACUGAAGAGUGCAGGUAGGGUGACAGAUGAUAAAUAAAUAUUCAGCUGUU
Melospiza melodia melodia is the source of this 5496-nucleotide messenger RNA. It is a transcript of the gene CDH19, whose product is annotated as cadherin 19. NCBI's taxonomy places the organism in Eukaryota, Metazoa, Chordata, Aves, Passeriformes, Passerellidae. The coding region runs from base 352 to 2694 and encodes 780 amino acids. The transcript is spliced from 13 exons. The record is from RefSeq and is a predicted model, not a curated record. Gene Ontology annotation, biological process: calcium-dependent cell-cell adhesion; adherens junction organization; cell-cell junction assembly. Gene Ontology annotation, molecular function: calcium ion binding; cadherin binding. Gene Ontology annotation, cellular component: adherens junction; catenin complex; plasma membrane.